UUGGGUUCCUUGCAUCGUCUUUCCCUGGGAAGGGAAGGAGGGCGAGGAGCUGGAAGGCGAGGAGCAGCCCUUGGCAUGGAGCAGCCGGGGCCAGCCUUGAGCCCAAGAGGCAGCAGCCAGGCUCCCCUCGACGGCUGCGGGGCCAAUCUCGGCCUUCCCAGACUCUAAAGCCCAUCAUCCCCAGCCCCUGGGGUCCGCCUAGCCAUGGGCUCCCGGCAGCAGGAGGCCAAAGGGCCAAGGAUGCUGGGUCUGGGAGUCCUUCGACGGGGCGUGCCUUCUCCUCCGAUAGAGGAUCGCGAAGCCUCGCAGCUUUACCGCUUGCCCUGCAGGCCGCAGUCUCCUCCGGUGGCCCAGCUGGCAGCGCUCCUGGCCCGCAGCCUCCUCCAAAGCGCUCCGGCUUCGACGGGGCGUCCCUGGGCCCCGAAGAGAACCCUGGAGGAAAGCGAAGCCUCGCAGCUCUGCCGCUUGGCCUGCAGCCUGGAAGCCCAGCCUUUGGGAGACUUGGGCGAGGCAGCCCAGGGCCUGGCACUCCCGGCCUCGACGGGGCGUCCCUCGAGGAGGACCAUGGAGGAAAGCAAAGCCUUGCAGCCAUCCCAGUUGGCCAGCAGCCUGGAGCCUGACAAGGACUUGGGCGAAGUGGCCCAGAGCCUGGCGUCAGGCCCCUUCCUCCCUGGCACGAGACCUUCCGCCUCGACGGGGCACCGUCCAGCCUCGAUGGAGGAGAGCAAAGCCUUGCAGCUUUACCAGUUGGCCUGCAGCCUGAAGCCUGACCUGGUAGAGGUGGCACCGAGCCUGGCACCAAACCUCCUCGGUGGGCAAAGCGCUUCAGCCUCGACGGGGCGGGAGGCUUCCUUCUGGGCCUGCGGGAGAUGCCAGGGCUUCCUCUGGGAGCCGGUCUCGCUCCUCUGCGGCCACACUUUCUGCAAGAAGUGCCUGGAGAAGGACCAAGAAAGGCCCCAGGAGGGGAAGCCCUCGAGGCUCCACUGGAGAGGCUGCGUCCUCUGCCCCGGACCCGAGGGAGCCCCCGCCAGCCCCCUCCGGGUCAACGUCCUCCUCAGCGGCCUCUUGGCCAAAGGAUGCCCCCGACGAUCUCAGGCCGCCCGCCUCCGCCACGAAGGACGCCGGCUCCGACGGGAGAAGAAGCUCCACGACGCUCUCCGCAAGUACGACCAAGGCCUCCGCCUCGCUCCCAACGAUCAUUUGUUAUAUAGCAACCGGUCCCGGAUUAAUUCUACUUUGAAAUGCUGCAAAGAAGCCUUGCGUGAUGCAGAAAUGGCCUGCAGGCUCCAGCCAUACUGGGCAAAGGGUCAUUUACGGAAGGGACAGGCCCUCGCUAACCUUGGGAAAACUGAGGAAGCUUUACAUGAAUUUUUAUUUUGCCUUGUUUUGGAUAGUGGCAAUAGAAAGGCCAAAUCGGAAGCUCAAAGGCUUCUCCUUAAUUUAUUUUCACGUAUGCCGGGAAAAGCUCAGGAAAACUUGCCUGACAUCCUGCAGCAGUUAUCCCAGCAUUCUAGAUUAAAAGGGAAUCUUUUCAAAGCAGAGGGAUCUCAAGGCUCCGUCUACAGCCUACAAGGUUUACUCAAGGGAAAUGUAGAUAAAGAUAAGAACAUCUCUUUCCAGGAAGAUCAGAAAAUAAUGGACUCUGAAAGCUUGGGGAAAUCCACCCAGGUAACAAAAAACCCAAAAGAAGACUUAGAUGAGAACAGGCACACCAUCUCAGGCGAAGAAUCUGUCCUCCUCAUCUCUGAGAAAUGCAUAUUUCUAAAACGAAAGCACUACUCUGAAGAUGCCCCAGACAUUGACCCACCUUGCAAACUGGCGAAAAGGGAUACAGGUGUUGACAAGGGAUCUGAUCUUGGGAACGGUGUUGAGUUUCAGCUUGUGGAUCCAUCUGACCUGGAGUGCUCUUUAUGCAUGAGACUCUUCUAUGAACCUGUCACCACCCCUUGUGGUCACACUUUUUGCCUGAAAUGCCUUGAAAGAUGCCUGGAUCAUAACCCCAAAUGUCCCCUCUGCAAGGAGGGGCUCGCGGAGUGCUUGGCAAUGAGGAAACUGUGUAAGACGGUGCUGAUGGAGGAAAUAAUUGCAAGGUACCUUCCAGAGCAGCUCAGAGAACGGAGGAAGGUCUACGAAGAAGAAAUGGCAGAACUUUCCAAUUUAAACAAGAAUGUGCCCAUAUUUGUCUGCACGAUGGCAUAUCCCACUGUCCCAUGCCCACUGCACAUCUUUGAGCCAUGUUAUCGUCUGAUGAUCCGGAGGUGCAUGGAGACUGGAACCAAGCAGUUUGGAAUGUGCAUUGGGGACUCUGUCAAGGGGUUUGCAGAUUAUGGCUGCAUCUUGGAGAUCAGAAAUGUUGACUUCUUUGCCGAUGGCCGGUCCGUGGUUGACAGCAUUGGCAAGAGGAGGUUUAAAGUGAUCCAGCACAGCCAGCGUGAUGGAUACAACACUGCAGACAUUGAGUACAUUGAAGAUCAACCAGUGCAAGGAGAGGAAUAUGCUGAGCUGAUUGUUCUACAUGAUUCUGUAUAUGUUCAAGCCUACACGUGGUUUGAUUCUCUCAAGCCAGCGCUCAAGAGUCGUAUCCUCAGCCACUUUGGUCCGAUGCCGGCUAAGGAUUUGGAUCCACAGGCCAGUCCUAAUGGACCCUCCUGGUGCUGGUGGAUACUAGCUGUUUUACCGCUUGAGAGCAGAGCCCAGCUCCCAUUUCUUGCCAUGACGUCCCUGAAAGACCGCCUUAAUGGCAUCAAGCGCAUCCUGGCCUUCAUGUCCCGUUCGAGAUCUCGACGAUGAUGAUGAUGAUGAUAAUGAUGACCUCAAGAGUUUCUGUGAAUCACCUUGCAAUACUUGAGUGCUUGAGCAUCACUCUGCUAGUUGCCACUGCUUCCCUAUAGCAGGCCUUUUCAACUUCUCUCCUUCUCCAUCUCACUGUUUCUAAUCCUUGGUUGGCUGUGCAGAAAACAACAGCCCUUCAAAAGAGAACAGAGGAGGCAUUUGUAAUACAAAUUAACCUUUUGCUUGCUGGAGAUCUUACAUUCUGUUUACCAAGUAAAGUACAGUAAGAGACCAAUUUUUGCCUUCUAUGUGUGAAAGUAUAUUGCCCUAUCUAUUCAACCUGCAUGCAGAAAAUAUCGUACACAGAGCAGGCUUAGACUCAGAGGCAGGAGGAGUGAAGAUUGGAGGAAGGAACAUUAACAAUGUAAGAUAUACAGACAACACAGUACUACUGGUACCAAUAAGGACCUGAAGCAAUUACUGAAGAAGGUCAAGGAGGAAAGUGCCAAGGAAGGCUUAAUGGUGAACAUUUAUGAAAACAAAAAUAAGUGCCACAGAGGAUCUACGAAAAUUUACCCUAAAUAAUGAGAAAAUUGAAACAUUGGAAGAGUUCCCAUACCUGGGAUCAAAUAUUGGUCAGAAUGGAGAAUGCAGUUAAGAAAUUAGAAGAAACCUAGGGUUGGGAAGGGCAGCUGUGAAAGCACUGGACAAAAUCCUAAAGUGUAAAGAUAUAACUCUGAACACACUAAAGUGAGGAUCAUCCAAGCCAUCAUAUUUUCCAUCACCACGUAUGGAAGUGAGAAAUGGGCAAUGAAGAAAGUCAACAAAGAGAAGCUCAACUCAUUUGUGAUGUGGAGCUGGAGAAGAAUGCUGAGGAUACCAUGGCCAGCCAGGAGGAAAACAAAUUGGUUCUAGAACAGAUCAAACCCAAACUCUCCCUGGAAGCCAGGAUGACUAAACUGAGGCUGUUGUACUUUGGCACAUUAUGAGAAGGCAUGAAUCAUUGGAAAAGAUAAUGAUCCUAGGAAAGGUAGAGGGAAGUCGAAAGAGAAGAAGACCACAUGCCAGAUGAUUGGACUCAACCCGAAAGGCCAUGGGUCUGAGCCUACAGGACCUAAGCAAAGCAGUGGAGGUCUUGGAGAUAUCCACAGGGUCACCAUAAGGUUGACUUGAGGGCAGUUAGCGACAACAACAACAUGUGAAAGAGCUCUACAUCUAGCUGCAGUAAUGUUUGAUGAGAAGUCUUUUGCAGAAGGAAAUGGUUGCAGCUUGGUAUGUCUGCACAACGAACAUCAGACUAAUCCUUCAAUAGAAACUGGGAUGUAUGCAGCCCCAAACAUGUUUACUCAGAAGCAAAUCCCAGAAAAUUCAGUGGGUCUACACUUUUGUAUGAUUCUGCUUCAGGCUGCAGCCUUAAUGUUCUUGAUUUGGUUCUUCAACUGCUGCACUGUUUGAAACAAAAUACCGAAGUGUUUAUAUAUGUGCAUGUUUUCUGUUUCAUGAACACUGACAAAUGAAAAUGAAUACAUUGCAAAAGUGAACAAAAUGGAAGUGAACAUAAUUACUAUAAAAGUUUUUUAACAGAUUUUUUAAAUUUAGUUUUUGGAGAAAGCUGCAUUGAAAUCACUCUGGUGUAAUGUGAAGCUGAAAUACUACAAAUAUCACUGCAUUUCAGUGAACUGAUAAAGUCUUAUUCCAAAGGGUUUUGGUUUUUAUAUAACUUUGUAUAACCAUGUUCAGAUGUUUGGUUGGCUAUUUUAUUUUAUUGCACUAACAUUUUGGUUACCUGGUUUUCAGCUGUAAAUAGAAGCACAACCCUAUGCAUAUUUAUUAAAAAGUAAACUCCAUUGCAUUCAAUGGCACUUACUCAUGAGCAAACAAAAAACUUUUUGCUGUUGUGUGCCAACUUAUGGUAACCCUUAAGUGAACCUAUCAUGGGUUUUUCUGAGCCUGAGAGUGCAUGACUUGCCCAACCACAAUACCAAAAACUUUAGGUUAAUAAUUUUAAGAUUAUUUAUUCUCGCUAUCAAGAGCCACAGUUUACCAGUGCAAGUCUUGCCUUGUUUCGCUAUGUUCUGCAAACUUAUUGGUUUGCAUCAUGUUAGUUAGUCUCAACUAGAGUUGAACAAUUACGAGUCAACAAGUAGAUUAAUCUAACAGAUUCAAUAAGCGUACUCCGGUCAAGAAUAAAAAAGGAUUUGGAUCAUUGGCUGUUUAUGGACAGUGAUGGAAGCUGAGUGGGAAAUGCUUUCUCUGUCAUAUCAGUCCUGUAACAGAUCUCUAAGGCUGGAAAUGUAAGUGAUGCUAAAUCCUUCCUUGUGAACCUUUGAAGGAAAUGGCCUAGUGUAGAUAUAGGAAGGCCACCCAUGACUCCCAUAUGUCAACUCCCAGAAGCCCAGAAAGCAUGGCCAAAGGCCAGGGAUUCUUGAGUUGAAGUCAAAAAUAUCUAGAGGACCAAGAAGCUAUGCUUCUUUACUGUUCUUUCCCCUCAAAUUUAAGCAAGUACUGCAUUGAAAACAUGUGAUGUAGUUCAAAGGGAAAUUGAAUUACCCUCUUUUUAUAAGCCUAGUAUAAGACUAUUCAUAUACCAAGUUUUAUUUCUAUGACCAAAAAAAGCUGCAGAGGAUGACAUUACCAGCUUUUUGUAAAAAUUUUGAUCAACUCACAAUUUGCUUUUAAAUUGGUAAUAUAAAGAUCUUGUAUUUUAUAUGUACUGAAGAUGUCUUCCUAUUGUCUUUCUAGACACAUGUUUCUUAAAUUUGUUAUCCAUAAAAAUAGGAGUUUGUUACAGUGAAACCAGAUGUCCACACAGGAGGGAAGAGAAUUAUUUGCUGCAGCAAAUGGGUGCCAGUGGUCUAAUGACACAAAGGGAAGAAACAGGCAUACAUACAUACAUACAUACAUACUUUUCAACAUGGCAAUCACAAAACAUCCUAUCUCUAAGUAGGUAUAGAGUCACCAAUUAGCAGGUUACAUUUCUAGAGCAUCCUAAAUGGGUCACAUAAUGCUAUCCCAUAAGAAUCUUGCAUUGCCAUGUUGUGCUAGGCACCAGCCAUUUCAGGCGCUGGGUAUUGUGGGUCCCAUCUGGGUCUGCCAUGUUUGUAUUAGGCCUCAUAGUUUAGCCCCACCACCCCCUUCUUGCUUUCCAUUUCUCUGCUUCUCUGUCAGGAUGACAUUAACGUAGGGUUGCCAUACGUCCGGACCUCCAAACCAGGAAAAAUGUAGGACAAAUUUUUCAAAUGUAGGACACUUUUUUGUGUGUCCUACAUUUGAAUGGGAGCCUCGCUGAGGGGAGGCUUUCCCUUGCCGCCUGGGCCCCGGGCCUCGCCGCGAUUGCAGCAGGGAGCGGAGCCCAAGCGGCGAGGGAAUCCUCCUCUCAGGGAGGCUUUCCCUCGCUCCCUGGGCCCCGGGCCUUGCCGCAAUCACGGCGGGGAGCAGAGCCCAAGCGGCGAGGGAAAGCCUCCUUCAGCUUGCCAUAUCCUGCCCAGGGGCGGUGGCAAUCCCGAGGGCGGGAGCAAAAUGGGGCGGGACAGUGUGGACCCGCCCCAAACCGGGAAAGUCCCGCCCCCAGGCGGGAUAUGGCAAGCCUACAUUAACGGGGUCAUUGGCUUUCUCUUAGUAAACUAGUAAACUUGCUUAGUAAAUUUGGGGUUAUUCAGACAGUGAAAAUGAUCUGGGUUAAAUCUGGCUUGAAUCUUUGUUGUCCAGAUGCAUUUCAAAUGCAUCCAAAUUGGGGAAAGCUGCCAAAAAACCCACUUAACCCAGGAUAAUCAAUAUCAGGGGUUUUCCUGGGUUUUUAAAAAAGAUUUGCAUUAUCGGCAGUGUGAAUAAUUGAUGCAAAUAGACCCAGGAUAAAAAGGAAUAAAACUCUGCAUGCCUUGAAUGUGUUUCAAAUACAUUCGCAUUGUCAACUCCAUCAUUAUUUGUGAGCAUUUGAAUUUGCAGAGAUGCACAGAGAUGUAAAUAUAUUUUACUACAGAGCUUGGGUCGGUUCUUUUUCUUGGCUGUAGCUCCCAUGGUUAAACAACUGUCCAUGCUUGCUUUCAGGUUUGGGGAGCUGUAGUCCAAAAAAACCAAACUUUUCCAAGUUCUGUAAAUGUUUGAAACCCAGGGUGCAUCUACAUGCAGAAAUGAUGCAGUUUGACACCACUUUAACUGGCAUGGCUCCAUCCUAAAGAACCUUGGGAUUCUGAACCUUGGAGACCUGGGAUCGAUUCCCUGCUCAGCCAUGGAAACCCGCUGGGUGGCACUGGGCAAGCCACAGCCCCAGAAAAAAAAGUGAUAGGGUUGCCCUCGGCUCGGGUAGCCAUAAAUCGGAAGUGACUUGAAGGCACACAACAACAACAUAGCACCAGCAUUCUUUGCAACAAGGCUACGGAGCUUAUAAAACUACAAAUCCCAUAGAUGGAGAUAUAGCACUUAAAGUGAUAUCAAACUGCAUUAUUUCUACAGUGUAGUUGCACCGCAAGUCACUAAAGACUGCAAAAUUAUAGCAAUUGGCAAAUUAAAUGCCCAUUCUCCUAAACAAAAUACUGUGCAAAAUUAUGAGACUAUCUCUGCAAAUUUGUCUCAGAUACCAGUUCAGGCUGUAUGAUAGUUCAAUAAAAAGUGAGCUUUUGUAGCUGAAAAUUAGUAGAUUAAAAACUACAAAGCUUGCAUAAUUCUCUUGGAUUCCUUUGUAAUUAAUAGUAUUUACAGUACCUGCAAGUUUUCAUAAAAGGCAAAUAAGCUAACUCCUGGAUUGAAGUGCCUGCAUUCUGUUGGUUGCCAUUUGUGAGCUUCUCACACUUCAUGAGCCAUAUACUUUUCCAGAAGAUGCAAUUUUAAAAGCUCUUGACGCUACAUUUUAAGCAUUUAAAAGGUUUACAAAGCAGAAGUGUAGCAAAAUUACGUCAAGCUUUUUACAUGCUUACUGGCAAGGCAUAGGCCUAAUCUGCACUAGCAGCAGCAUAAGGAGGUUGAAUUUUGAGGUUCAGUGUACCAUUUUAGAAUGCUCACUCGUGUUAAGAAAUCUCCCUGCAAAUAGAAAUCUAGUAUAUUGGGAGAAGGUUCAAGUCAACUUCAUUCCCUGAUCUGCUCCUUUUCUACAUAUAAACUUUUUUUAAAAUGGCAUCCCAUUUGUAGAUCGGAAAAGUGUUGUGAUUUUUACUACCAUAAAAUUCUACCUCCUCAUUCUUCUGUGUAUAGACCCUAAAUCAAAAUGGCUGGUUUGGGGAGGAGAGCUGGCGGAAACCUAAUGAAUGUGGUAUAUUUUGCUAUUCCUCAGUAAUUCCAUUAAACUACAUGAUUUUUCGAAUGCCAGAAAUUAAGCCAUUUUAAAACAGCCAGCCUUUUGUAGAACAUGCAUGGUUCCAUCUCUUUGUGCAGAAUCUUUAAAGAUAAUAAUAAUAAACACAGACGACAAUUAUCUUGCACUAAAUAAACUUGAAGUGUAAACUCUUUAUCAUGGUUCAGCUACCUCUUUCUGUAAAAUUGGUUUUUUUAUUAUUUUUCAGUUCAGGUUUGUUAUCGUUUGAGAUGUUAUUUUCAUAGUCUAGCAAAAUUGUGCAUUAGGGUUUACUAAUGAUGACAUCAGCAUUGAUGCUUUGUGUGAGUAGUGAUUUUGCUCAAUAAAUACUAUUUAUGUUGACUCUGUAA
Sceloporus undulatus (fence lizard) is the source of this 8409-nucleotide messenger RNA. RefSeq names its product LON peptidase N-terminal domain and ring finger 3 (gene LONRF3). NCBI's taxonomy places the organism in Eukaryota, Metazoa, Chordata, Lepidosauria, Squamata, Phrynosomatidae. The transcript is spliced from 12 exons. The record is from RefSeq and is a predicted model, not a curated record. The coding region runs from base 205 to 2790 and encodes 861 amino acids. Gene Ontology annotation, molecular function: protein binding.